Messenger RNA from Meloidogyne enterolobii, 249 nucleotides. NCBI's taxonomy places the organism in Eukaryota, Metazoa, Nematoda, Chromadorea, Rhabditida, Meloidogynidae. The record is from the annotation of a GenBank genome assembly.
GAAAAAAUUGAAAGGGCAAAGAAAAGGAAAAAAGAAUUGGCUAAAAAACAAACAUUGUCCUCUGAUUGGCAAUUACCUACUCCAGAAACACCAAAAACUAUGGAUAAAAUUCAAUUAAUUGAUAUCCACGCCGAUAUAAACUUUUUGGCAAAUCAAAUAUCAAUACAUAAACGAACACCCAUUUAUUUACUUAAAGAUAAUCAAUGUCUUCAAGUUAAUUUUCGUAUUGAAGGAAAAAGAACGAGGUAA